This is a messenger RNA of Babesia bovis T2Bo, 3150 nucleotides long. Its product is annotated as RNB domain family protein. NCBI's taxonomy places the organism in Eukaryota, Apicomplexa, Aconoidasida, Piroplasmida, Babesiidae. The record is from RefSeq and is a predicted model, not a curated record. Gene Ontology annotation, molecular function: 3'-5'-RNA exonuclease activity; RNA binding. Bases 161 to 3112 code for a protein of 983 amino acids. Gene Ontology annotation, biological process: mRNA catabolic process. The transcript has a single exon. Gene Ontology annotation, cellular component: exosome (RNase complex); P-body.
UUAUUAAACCUAAACAUCAUAUGGACUACUGGAUUAUAGAAUUAAUCUGAAUAGAAGAGGAUAGUGUCAGACGACACCUGGUAAUACCACACAACCAAUUUGCAAAAUCCCAAAGAUUCCAUGUUUUAAUAUUCUGGUACUAAGCUAUUUCUGGCAUAUUAUGCUGCUGGGCUCAGGUACUGCCAGGGCUUUUUUCAAUGUGUACGCUAACUAUCUACUAUACGCUAGACGCAGGUGUAUAUAUAGAGACAAUGGGCUAAGGGAUGUGCUACUCAUUAGAUACGUACCGUUUGCAUCAAGUUAUGUGCAUAAUAGACGGAAUGAGGAGCAUUUAGGGCUAGCUGUGCAUUCGGAGGAUGGUAGUGAUAUUAGACAAGUGUUAUCUAGGCCAACCCAGGACCAGAAGCUCGUUAAAUCAGUUAAGGACACCGACAUUGCUUAUGAACCAUAUUGGGAUGACGCUAGAAUCCAUGAUCUAGAAACCGAGAGGCCGGAUUUAGUAGUUCGGGGUACAGUGGUAAUUCCUGCUUUCGCCACUACUGAGGCUAAAGUCGUUAUAAACCCAACCUAUAAUCGCACAGACUCUGCGGAAGAUGCAGAUUCCAGUGAUUCGGCAAGUACCGUUGCUAGUAUUGGUGAAUAUGACACUAUAUCUCGCGAGUCACCAUGCAGUGAUCUAGGCCUUAGUCCCCAAUCAUCUGGGAGGGUGACCAAAAAACAUCCAUGUACCAAUAGAAAACGGAAGCUGACAGAUGUUAAUCAUGACUCCGACCCCAAUGUUGCCUCGAGCAAUCCCGAAGUGCGUAUAUUCGGGUUCCUUUCUAGGAACCGUGCAUUUCACGGGGACGAGGUGGUUGCAUUACGUCAGCGCCGUUUAAGGAACACUACAACAGAUAGCUAUCGUUCGCUUGGCAUUGCUAAUGAAUGCCGGGUUAUCGCAGUUACUAAAAGGUCUCCUUCACUGGACAAUUUCGUUGUGGUGAUAGAUGAGGAUGCAAUUAGCAAGUCAUCGGGAGGCUGUUUUAAAUGCCAGCCUCAGGAUACUCGUUGGCCGGCUUUCAAUGUUAAUCUUGAAUGUCUAUCUCCCGAGAUCCAAGCUCACUUGAGUCGUUUGCCUAAGAAUGCGAAAUAUUUUGGUUUAAUGCGAUUCAUUAGUUGGGAUGAGAAUGACAUAGAGCCGAGUGGUGUGAUUACUAGGGUUAUUGGUGACGUUACAGAGCCUUACUCCAGGAUGUACUCCCUGAUGGUAUUUCGUGGCCUUAACCCCAAUGGCUUCUCUGAUGAAGUAUUACGUAACCUGGACGACCUUAUACAGCAAGCGGAGCUAACCAAAUACGACAAUAGGCACGACCGUCGUGAUCUCACUGUUAUCACUAUAGACCCCCAAGAUGCCAAGGAUUUGGACGAUGCCUUAUCCGUGGAAACUAGAUGUCUAGAUGGUAAAUAUGUAUACACUGUUGGUGUACACAUCGCCGAUGUCAGCCACUAUGUCACUGAGGGUUCCCUGGUGGACCUGGAUGCCCGGGAAAGGGCCACCUCGGUAUACCUAGAGCACCAGGUAUUUCCUAUGUUGCCUCAGAUGUUGAGUGAGAAAUUGUGUUCCCUUCUUCCAGGUAGUGAGAAGCUAUGUUUUUCCAUGUUUGCUGACCUUUCGGAGGACCCAACUGGCGGUGAGCUUGUUGGUAACAAUUUAUACAUAUCGAAUCAAACGUUCCAACUCACUCGCAUUGUGAGUGACAGCCGGUUAAGUUACCAAACUGCCAAGGAGAUUAUUUAUCGACGGUUGGAGGACUGCGACUUGGGUAUUUCAUCAGAUUUGUCAACAAUGGAUAUCCCAACGUUCCACCAAAGGUUAAUUGAUCUAGAGUUACCUAAUUCAUCAAGUACCAGUAAAAACUCCAUAUGGCCUCCGUUGGUUAUACUUUAUUAUUUGUCAAGGAAACUGAGGGACUACAGGUUGAGGCACCGUGGCGCUGUAACUGUGGACACCACUGGUAGUUACAAGUGCCAUAUCCCCAAUAUUGAGAGUGGAGCCGAUAUACUCCGCAUCGAGCACGUGCCAAAGGAGAGCCACGAGCUGGUUGAGGAGAUGAUGCUACUUGCCAAUACUCAGGCGGCUCAACUUCUUUCUAAGAGCUUUGACCGUUACUUUCUCAGGGUCCACGAGAACACAUCCAAGGCUAUAAAGCAGUUGAUUUCAUCAAUGAUGCCUCCUGAGUUGAAGCAGCUUAUUAAUCCCGAUGUUUUGCAGAUACCGGAGGUUUUACGCAAGUGCGCUCACCAUAUGGAGCCCACUGCAUUCCAAUCUUUGAGCUUUGCCGCUUUACAGCAGUUCAAGGAGGCUGUAUAUUCCCCUAUUAACAAGGACGUUACAUCAUCCAUGUCAGUUACAGGUCAUUGGGGCCUAGCUUUGCCUAUGUACCUUCAUUUUACCUCUCCAAUUCGGCGUUAUUCUGACUUGUACACCCAUCGCAUGUUGAAAUCGGUUAUUAGCAACACUCAUUGCGAGCAAUCGUUGAAGGUGCUGGACGACAUUUGUAAACAGUGCAACUUGCAGAAGCGCAGGGCCUUCGAUGCCCAAAAGGAGUAUAAGAAUUUUGCCUUUAAUCAAUAUCUUAAAUGGGCAUGUGCGGAUGAGAACAGGCCCAAGUUGUUAGAGGGCAAUCGUGAAUUCUUGGCCAAAGCGUUUAACGGCAAGGGCGCAGACCUUUGGGGGAUGCUUUACCAUGAUGCCUGCGUGUUCUCUAUUGUAUGUAACUACGGCCAGGAUGAGGUUCAUCACAACAAGACUAGCAUUGUAUUCUACAUCCCGCUUCUCAAUGAGCAGCGUAGUUUAAGUUGUGAGACUCUUUGUUUAGAGCCCGUUCAGGUAGUGAUUGACGGCGAGAAGGUUGACAUUGAGGACUCAACCAAGCAAAGCUGCAUUGUUGAUAAUUACCACAAGGAGAUCCAGCACAAUGCUGAGCGCGAGAAGCAUGGUAGUGGCAUGGUACAAUCCCUGAAGGUUCGAAGGGACGGGAACAUAAUCACAUUAUCGCAUUUUCAGAAAGUCACUGUAGUGCUCAUUCCCGGUUCAGUCAUGUGGUCACUAAGACUUGCUAAUGAUGCUUAGUAACAAUAGAGUGUUACAUUCAGUAUAACUAUGUAGUA